GCCAGGUUCAACUCAAAAGGAAAAAAGGUUACAAUCAUUCAGUGCUACGCGCCUACAAACGCCUCAGAACAUGAGAAGAAGGAGGAUUUCUACAGUCAACUACAAACAGUAAUAGACAACGUCCCAAAGAGCGAUAUCAAAAUCCUGAUGGGCGACAUGAAUGCGAAACUGGGAGGAGACAAUACAGGAAGAGAACUCACCAUGGGUCGUGAGGCCCUCGGUGAAAUGAACGAAAAUGGUGAACUCUUCUCAGACUUCUGCGCCUUCAAUGAUUUGGUGAUUGGUGGCAGUGUGUUCAAACACAGGGAUAUACACAAGGCAACAUGGAUUUCACCAGAUGGACACACCAAAAACCAGAUAGACUUCAUUUCAAUCUCAAGGAAGUGGAGACGGAGCCUACUGGACACAAGAUCGAGGAGAGGAGCAGAUGUGGGUUCAGACCACUAUCUGGUACAAGGGACUUUCAAGGUGAAGCUGAAAGCCUCGAGGAUACCUGGGGAUAGGCCACAAUGCAAGUUCAACACUCACAAACUGAAGGACACAAUCACACAGGACAUUUUCACUGCAACUGUCAGAGCAAAGCAGGAAACACUACGAGGCACCACUGAGGAAUCAUCCGUGGAAGACCAUUGGAACUCUCUGAAGGUAAUUUUCAACGAAACGUGCUCAACGGUUUUAGGAAGAAAGAAGAAACAAGACAAGGAAUGGCUCUCAACAGACACUUGGAAACUAAUAGAGGAGAGGAGAAAGGUGAAAGAAAAAAUGAUUCAAUGCAAAGAUGGACAAGAGAAAGAGACGCUGAACUCAACUUACACAGCACUGGACAAAGAAGUGAAGAAGAGUGCCAGGAAGGACAAAAGACAAUUCUACGACAACCUGGCUACUGAAGCUGAGAAGGCAGCAGGCAAAAGGGACCUGAGGACACUAUAUCAGAUAACCAAGUCUCUAUCCGGGAAGAGAUCAACACAAGUGAAACCUAUAAAAGACAGCCAAGGGAACCCAAUUACCAAAGAAGAAAGACAGAUUAAACAAUGGGCGGACCACUUCAAAGGACUCUUGAACCGACCACCACCUACAACCCGUCCAGUAAUACCAACAACAGCACGUACACAACUGCAAGUUGACACCAAUCCUCCAACGAAAACUGAAGUCAUGAAUGCAAUCAAGCUUCUGAAAGCUGGAAAAGCAGCUGGACCAGAUGGAAUACCCCCGGAAGCACUGAAAGCGGACCCAGAGACGACAGCAGAUAUGCUGACUCCAUUAUUGCAAAAGAUCUGGAAGGAGGGAAAGGUGCCUACUGACUGGAGGAAAGGUUACCUGGUGAAACUACCAAAGAAGGGCGACCUGGGACUCUGCAAGAACUGGCGAGGAAUCAUGCUCCUGUCGACGCCAAGUAAAAUCCUGAGUCGCAUCAUCCUGGAGAGAAUCAAGGACGCACUGGAUACAGAACUCCGACCAGAACAAGCUGGAUUCAGGAAAGGCAAAUCAUGUUCUGACCAAAUUGCAACUCUACGCAUUAUCAUCGAACAAAGCAUGGAAUGGCAAUCAAAUCUCUACCUCAACUUCAUAGACUUUGAGAAGGCCUUCGACAGCGUUGACCGCGAAGUAAUUUGGAAACUACUCGAGUACUACGGCGUACCGCAAAUAUUCAUCAACCUUAUUCAACAACUGUACGACAACGGCACAUGUCAAGUGAUCCACAACGGAAAACUCAGCGAAGCGUUUGGAGUAAACACAGGAGUCAGACAAGGGUGCUUAUUAUCACCAAUGAUAUUCCUAAUUGUGGUGGACUGGAUUAUGCGUCAGACAGUGGGAAACCAGAAGACAGGGAUAUCCUGGACCGACGUGAAGAACCUAGAAGACCUGGAUUUCGCGCGUGGAUGAUUUAUGUUUGAUGUCACACAAAAUCGAAGACUUACAAGCAAAAACCGACAAACUGGUCGAAGAAGCAGCAAAGACAGGACUCCAGGUCAACAUAGACAAGACGGAGGUUAUGAAAAUAACCAACCAACAACA
Trichobilharzia szidati is the source of this 2016-nucleotide messenger RNA. The record is from the annotation of a GenBank genome assembly. NCBI's taxonomy places the organism in Eukaryota, Metazoa, Platyhelminthes, Trematoda, Strigeidida, Schistosomatidae.